Helicoverpa zea (corn earworm) is the source of this 2249-nucleotide messenger RNA. Its product is annotated as forkhead box protein F1-B-like. The record is from RefSeq and is a predicted model, not a curated record. The transcript is spliced from 2 exons. Gene Ontology annotation, cellular component: nucleus. NCBI's taxonomy places the organism in Eukaryota, Metazoa, Arthropoda, Insecta, Lepidoptera, Noctuidae. Gene Ontology annotation, molecular function: DNA-binding transcription factor activity, RNA polymerase II-specific; RNA polymerase II cis-regulatory region sequence-specific DNA binding. Gene Ontology annotation, biological process: animal organ morphogenesis; regulation of transcription by RNA polymerase II. The coding region runs from base 139 to 1086 and encodes 315 amino acids.
ACGAGACGCUGGAGAGCAGAGGCGGACGUGGGAGUGGUGACGCGCGGUGGGGCGGGGCUAGGCGGCGCGGCGCGGCUCCGGAGGCGGCGCGCGCGCACUGUGAGCUCGCCCGCGCGCCGACGCACACGCGCUGCACGCAUGAAGACCGAGGACCAAACCACCGAGGAGGCGGCGCGCCGCGCGCCUGCCACGCGACGCCAGGAGAAGCCACCCUUCUCCUACAUCGCUCUCAUAGUGAUGGCCAUCCGACACUCGCCCAACAAGAGGCUGACUCUCAGCGAAAUCUAUGCGUUCCUCCAGCAACAGUUUCCAUUCUUCCGCAGCUCCUACCAGGGCUGGAAGAAUUCCGUUCGCCACAAUCUAAGUUUAAACGAAUGUUUCGUGAAGUUGCCCAAGGGGCUCGGUAGGCCGGGGAAGGGUCACUACUGGACGAUCGAUCCGUCGUCGGAGUUCAUGUUCGAGGAGGGUUCGUUCAGGCGGCGACCGCGCGGGUUCCGUCGGAAGUGCCAGGCGUUGAAGCCGCAGUUCGGGAGCGGGAGCUACCUGUGCGGGGGUGGCGUGGCGGCGCUGCCUCCGUCGCAGCCGCCGGGCUACGAGCUGGCCGGGGGCAGCGGCGCCGGCGCGGGCGGCAGCGGGUCGCUGGAAUACGGCGCGUGCGCGUACUCGCACGCGAGCUCGGGCCAGCAGCUGGCGUACGGCGGCGAGUACUGCGCGUACGGUGCCAUCAACGAGCGCGAGUGGCCGCUGCCGUACGGCGCCGUGGAGCCGGGCUACCGGCCGCCGCCCGUGUCGCCGCCGCCGCACCACGACCUGCCCGACCUCAUCCCCAACUACCAGUAUGCUGUAGCCAAUGAACAUGGCUCAGCUCCCAUGUUCGCCGGGAUGAGGGGGGUGCACGGCCAGAUGCUGAGUGGAGGGUCCUCCAUCACCGGUCUUGGAGGCUUCGGGCUGUCGUCAUCACUCCCAGCCCUCCCGGCUGACAGAUCCAAGGUCUACUCGUCACCACCGCCGACGCCCUUACCAACUCUGCCUUCACCAGCCUCGGUACCUACGCCCGGUCCACCUCCAUCGUCUUAUUACCAAUAAUUUUAUUUCUUAAUUCUUUAUGGAUAUUUUAUCACCGCUAGUAUGAACUUUUGUAAAGGUAUGGUGGUAUGAGAUAGUCUAACCGUCAGUUGCACAAAUAUCUGUUAAGUUAAAGCUUCUUUAAAUUAUUAACUAUUGCUGACUCUUUCUUUGUCAACAAGAUAAAAAGUGUCAGCAAUAGAUUUAAUGAAGUUUUAACUUUAAUGGAGCUUUGUGCCACUGAAGGUAAAACGUCGCUCGCAUCGAUAGCUAAGAUGAACGCCAAAUGUAAUUUUAUAGUAAUUAUUAUUUGUAUUUUUCAUCAGUUUUGAAAUUACUUAGUGUACCAUAAUUAUGCUUAGUUUUAUGUUAGUUGUUUAGAUUUUAGUUUAGAUGGAAGUAUUUAUCAUAAGAAUCAUUACUGAAUGGUUUCAGAAUUCAUUUUAUGUUGCUAGUUUUUUACAGUACUUCUUUAUGCUUUUCAAUAAUUCUCAAAGUCUUUUAUACUCUUAGAAUGAAUAGCUGGCUUAAUGUUAUAAAUAGGCAAAAUAUACUGUAAGACCCUGUAAAUUACAGGACUUUUCAGGGCUCUAAUAUUGUGCCUUAAUUUAAGUACAACUCUAAUAAUUAAGGUUAUCCAUCUUACUCAAUUGCACCUUUAUAUUACUGAAAAAUAAAUACUUAUAAAAGGUUUAAAAAAAAAUGUUGCUCGGUUACUGUUGUGCGAAAAUGUCAAUAUCUUGAGUUCUUUGACACUUAGGUACCCAUUUUUUUAUGAAAAUUGGUACCUACCUACUGUACUUGUAAACUUGAUUUUAUUUUCUGCUUGUUACUUGACCAAAUCAUUUUGUUUUCACUUUGAUAUUUUUGAAUUGAAAUUUUUAGUUUUUUUUUUUUUAAUAUAUGUACUUAGAUGAUAAAUUGCAAAUUCUUAAUUAAUUUUAAAUAUUCGCAGUGAUCAUUAAGUAGGACUUAGAGUUAACUUAAACCAGUAGGAUAUUAUUUUAUCAAAGUCAUUAGUAAAUUGCUAGAAUAAUAUAAUAAUAGUAAGCGUACAAAAGUAUUAAGUAUGUUAAUUAUUUCAUAUAUAUGUAUGUAUUAUUUUCUCGUGUCUAAAUGAAGACGGUGUAUUUUUAUUAGUUGUAAGCUGUUUCUUUUUUUUAAAUAAACUCUUAAUAAUUUUA